AUGGCUACCAAGAUUGAACAGCAUGAUUUGGACAACUGGGUUAACACCACUAAUGAGAAAUAUCCUUUCUCUACUUCUGAAUCAUCCACUUCUUUAGCCACUUCGGGAUCUCCAUGGUUUGAACCAUUGGAGAACAUUAUUUCUUCGAACUCUAGCUCUAGUGUAACUUCGCCAAGUGACUCCAACAAUUUCCUGCUGACGGAAAACGGCUACGAUAACAUCUUUGCGUUCAACGAGAAUGACAAGGACUUCCAGCUGAAAACAGAAGACGAUGAUGACCAAUUGGUGUCAUUCGAAGCUGCUAUGGAAUCAAUGCCAGCCACUUGCAAGAAACAGAAAAAGAAAGCCCCAAGAAAGAGGUUGACUCAAAACCAAAAGGAGGCUCACAACAAGAUCGAAAAGCGUUAUAGAAUUAACAUCAAUAGCAAAUUAGCCAAAUUGCAACAAAUCAUUCCUUGGGUUGCGAGCGAGCAAUCAACUUUUGAAGUUGCUGAUGGCAACAAAAGGGCUACCUCCAAGACGGAAGAAGGUGACGAUGCCUUUGCAAACUUUCCAUCUACUACGCCUAAACUAAACAAGAGCAUGAUCUUGGAAAAAGCUGUUGAUUACAUUCUAUAUCUGCAAAAUAAUGAAAAACUAUUCGAGAUGGAAGUACACAGACUGAAGUCCGAACUUGGUGCUGUAAAGAAAGAAAAUCAAGAAUUGAAACAACUGGCGACAGGUAACUAA
This is a messenger RNA of Nakaseomyces glabratus, 729 nucleotides long. It is a transcript of the gene TYE7, whose product is annotated as Tye7p. Gene Ontology annotation, molecular function: protein dimerization activity. NCBI's taxonomy places the organism in Eukaryota, Fungi, Ascomycota, Saccharomycetes, Saccharomycetales, Saccharomycetaceae. The record is from RefSeq and is a predicted model, not a curated record.